This is a messenger RNA of Chanos chanos (milkfish), 654 nucleotides long. It is a transcript of the gene hspb1, whose product is annotated as heat shock protein, alpha-crystallin-related, 1. The record is from RefSeq and is a predicted model, not a curated record. Gene Ontology annotation, cellular component: cytoplasm; nucleus. The transcript is spliced from 3 exons. Gene Ontology annotation, biological process: protein refolding; response to heat; negative regulation of apoptotic process. NCBI's taxonomy places the organism in Eukaryota, Metazoa, Chordata, Actinopteri, Gonorynchiformes, Chanidae. The coding region runs from base 15 to 635 and encodes 206 amino acids.
UUUUCUCCGUGAACAUGGCCGAGAGGCGCAUUCCCUUCACUUUCCUGCGCACGCCGAGCUGGGACCCCUUCCGAGACUGGUACCAGGGGAGCCGGCUUUUCGACCAGGCUUUCGGGAUGCCCGCUUUCCCCGAGGAGCACUUCGCGUUCCCCAGCACCCACUGGCCCGGCUACAUCCGCCAAGCCGUCCCCGGCGCCGAGGUGGUGCAGGCCCCCGUGGCGCAGUCUCCCAUGAUGGCUUCACCCUACGCCCGCGCCCUGUCCCGCCAGCUCAGCACCGGGAUGUCCGAAAUCAAACAGACCCAGGACACCUGGAAGGUUAGCCUAGACGUCAAUCACUUUGCCCCCGAGGAGCUGACAGUGAAGACCAAGGAUGGCGUGGUGGAAAUCACCGGAAAGCACGAGGAGAGAAGAGAUGAACACGGUUACGUUUCCCGAUGCUUCACUCGUAAAUACACACUGCCUCCCGGUGCCGAUGUUGAGAAAGUCAGCUCCUGCCUCUCCCCUGAGGGCGUGCUUACUGUAGAGGCUCCCCUGCCCAAACCGGCCAUCCAGGGCUCAGAGAUCACCAUUCCCGUCAACGUAGGCAGCGGCGUAAAGAAGCCCGUCACUGAUAAGCCAGCCGGACAGGAGUGAAACCAGUCACGUGCGACUA